GAUUCUUUCCCAAAUAUUGGCCAUUCGGUCGAGAUGGAUGGAAGAAAUUCUCCACGCGACAACGACGAACAGCCUGGAAGAAAUUGAUGAAAAUAGACACCGGUGACCACCGGUCCCCAGAAGAAAUUCGCGUGGCGGUUGCGAGUUCCAGGAAAGAAAGGCGAAACAAGGAGAACGCGGGAGGGUGAGCGACCGAGGCGAACGAGGACGGAGAAUUUAAAUCGCGGAAGAGGAGCGCGAGAUGUCGGAUGGAGGGGAGGCCGAUGAACGCAGGACGGUUCGUUAUCGACGGCCUCGCGAUCCCUGCCAAUGGAAAUGCUCAACGGUACCGCGAAUAUCCCAUUGGCCCCGCCCCCGGCGCCGUUGGAUUGGCCCGGUCGCUCUUCUCCUAUUCGAAUCCCGGUGGUGGGGGAAGGCUGGCGCGCGGAGUCCGUGGAUCGGCAGCAAGGCUUCGGGUCGUGCGUGCACACUCCCAAAACUAUCGUCCGUGGAGGCACAUUGAGCGCACACCGUGCACACCGUGUUGGUCCUCGUGCUGUGCGCGGCCAGUCGCUUGCGUGGUGCGCCCCCCUCCCCCCCCUCCGGUUUCGCAAAUUUCGAUCAGUCGAGGAAUUGGAAACGACGCCGUUCAUACGAAGUACGUGUAACGAUGUCGUUGGACUGUGCUCAGUGUCUCGACUCGGUUGUCCGAUAAAACAAGGGAAGGAGAGAAGUGUAUUUGGGGUGGAGUACAGUGAACAACUAAGAAAGAAAGAAAGAAAGACUCUAGUGGACGGCUAUGACAGUGCAGUGACUCGCUGAUUUGUUAUUUGUUUUUUCUGUUUCGACACUAUCACCAAAUCCGAUCUUCUCUUAGGUUCUUCUUUAAUUAUUCUUUGUGGAGGAAGACGAGACGAGAGUCUCAACCACGGCACCAAAAUUGAGCUGGACUUGCACCAACGGGCCGCCGGCCACUUUAUGAGAGCCGGCGGCAACAUGUGCGACGGCUCGUUCACCGAGACCCUGCGCGGUAUGCAGGGUAUGCCGGGUACGUCGCCACCCGGUGGCGCGGGGGUCGGCCCCAUGGGGGUUGGCCUCGGCAGCCCCCUCGGCCCGAGCCCGAAGAAGGCGCAGGUGGAGCACAUCAAGAGGCCGAUGAACGCGUUCAUGGUCUGGUCCCGGCUCCAGCGGCGGAAGAUCGCCCAGGAGAAUCCCAAGAUGCAUAAUUCAGAGAUAUCCAAGAGACUCGGCGCCGAAUGGAAACUCUUAACGGAGGAUGAGAAACGACCCUUCAUCGAUCAGGCAAAAAGGUUACGGGCCCAACACAUGAAGGAAUAUCCAGAUUAUAAAUACAGGCCUAGAAGAAAACCGAAAACUUUACGGAAAGAAGGAUAUCCUUACAGUAUUCCCUACCCUAGCGUGCCUAUGGAUGCGUUUCGUACCGGAAUGGCCGGCAGUAUGGGUCAAGCUGGAAUGGGCUCGUACUACGGGCCUGCAGCGGCUUACGGUUCGUUGUCAGCGGCCAGCAUGGCCGCGGCCGCGGCCGCGGCUGCACAGCAAUCCGCGGCGGCGAUGUCGGCUGGCCUGGCGGCACCUGCUCAGGUGGUGAGCUCGAUGGACGCGAUGAAGUAUUCGAUGGAAGCGGACAAGUAUCGGGCCGCGUACAUGCCGCCCAGCACGCUGACGAUGAGCAUGUACUCGGACCCGAAAUACUUGGACUCGAGUCCCAAGUCGUACCUCGACCGAAGUUACCUCGACUCAGCGACCAAGGCGUACUUCGAGCAGUCGAAGCUGUACAUGGACCAGAAGCCCGCGAUCGCCGAUUACAACAGGCCCACUUACGAGCACAACAACAAGCUGUACGACGAGUCGAGCCCGGGGAGCGUGGUGGGCGGUGGAGGAGGGCCGACGAGGUCGCCGGCCGCGGAAUCGCCGGACGUGAGCAAGCAGCACGAGAGGACCGAGCAGGGCUCGUCGAGCGCCAGCUCCACGUCCACCUCGUCGGCGGCCAGCCCCGGGGCUAGCCUGCCGGCCUAUUAUCCGGGCCCGGUGCAAACCGGGGGCAUACUCGGCCCCCAGAUGAGCCAGUACAGCGGCUACCAGACGGCGCCCGCGCCUGCCAACGAAUCCUUCAGACGACCGCUCACUGUCAUCUUCUGACCCGAUAGAACGUAGCUCUGAUCCAUCUUCGAGGAGCAAUCGCCCUGAUUUCUAGGUCAUCAACUAGUGUGCUCGUGCUCGUCGUGGUGGUCGUGGUAAUGCUCGUGGUCGUGGUGGUGAUUGAUGACGAUCGUGAUGCAAUGUUUCGUAGGUAUAUAUAUAUAUAUAUAUAUAUAAAUAUAUUAGGGGUGAGAAUUUCUCGUUCUUGGAAAUUUAUUAGGGAAAUUUAUUAGGAUGCGAUUGAUCUUUCGAGCUUACGGAUACAUCUUUUUUUUUUUUUAAAAGGUUAUGUUGGAUAGAUAUCUGAUACGAGAAGCUUCUUAAUUCGGAAUAUCUUUCUUUCUUGAAGAUAAUUUUCCGCGAUCGAAAUCUUGUUUAAGAUUCGUUGUCGAUUCUUAUGUUUGUCUGUGUUUACUUGAAAAUUUUGAUUUCUUUAAUUGGAAUGAUAAAAGAAUCAUAUCUUUUAUUUCUAAUUUAAGAGAUUAAAAAAAUUGGAAAAGAAAAAUAAUAUAUACCGUACGUAAUUGAUUGUAUUAAUUACAUAUCUAGUCUUCGAAGCACAAUCGCGAUAGAUUUGAUUCUGUUUCUUUCCUUUUUUCAGUCUCUCUCUCUCUAAUAUUCGAAUUAUCCAAAUUGAUUAAACAACUCGAAUUAUAGCUCUGUUAAUCACUCGAUGAAAUUAUAAUUAGCUGAUAAUUAUACGUUUAAAGGAAAAAAUCUUUUUUUUUUGCUUGAAAUGUUCCAUUGUAUUUUUUUUUUUUUAUGAGCAAUCAUAAGUAUGUAAGUUAUAUCAUAUGUAUAAACUAUUUAUACAUAUUUAUGUUUAAUCAUCUAAAAUAAAAUAUAAAAAUGUAGCAUUUGUAUAUAAUUUCAUAUGUUUGAACGUGUUUAAUUUAAUUGCUAUCAUCAUGCAAAAGUUUUAUAAUUUACCCAACUCUUUUUUUAUUCGUCAGAUUGUAAUUAAAUUUUAAACAAUUCAAUUACACUCCGAUGAAAUAGAAAAAGAAUUGCAUCAAUUAGAAUUAGGGAAAUGGAAUAAUAGAUAAAAAAUUUUUAACGCAGAAACCGCAGUUUUAUCCGUUGAAUUAUUUUUUUUAUCGAUUUCUAUAUAGAAAGAGGCGCAAACAACUUUUCCUUUCAAUCAUCACGGGAUAAAUAAAACUCAAAAAAAUUUUGAUCGAGGAAAAAAAAAAUUAAUCAAACACAUUUGGCACGCGCAAAUCUCUAUGGAAAUUUACGAGCGAAUCGUCGAUUAAAUUUAAAAAAUCUUGAUAAAUUCCAAGAACGAGAUCUCAGCGCGAACAGAUUCACGAAAAACGGAUCUGAAAGAUCCUCUUCCCUUUGGAUCCGGAAAGAAAUUGAAAUUGGGUGCGGUACCACGAAUAGAUCCACCUGUAGAUCGAGGUGGAAAAACCAGGACCGUCAACGAUACGGGAAUCGUUGAAAGCAACAACGAAAGUCGAUACUCUCCGUGUUCUAGCCAUCCCCGUUCGUCGAGUUUCGACGCGUGACGUGAUUAUUUAUCUCGGAUAAAUAGGGUUCUUCUUCCAUUCUCGAGGUGGAAAUUAUAAAGAAAAAUUGUACAUAGCUCCCGUGUAAAUAGUGUAGCAAGGAUUAUUAUAUCGCGCACGACGCUCGAAAACGGUUUUCCUUGUGUUUCCUUUUCACUCGCAGAUAUCUUCUCAAUCGUCGAAAUUCAAUAGACCGCGGAAUUUAUUAAGAAAUUUUGCGUGAAAAAUUUUUUGAGGACGAUGAAAUAAUUUCAUUCGAUGCAAAGUGUUUUCUCACGUGUUCUUUUUUUUCACGAUAUUACUCGAGAGCGAAUACGGAUUUUAUUUUUACAUCUUCUUCUUCGUUUAUUACAAAAUUUAAAUAUAGAAAUUUAAAUAAUCCUUAUCCGCGGUCUAUCCGUCGGAGUUCUCGAUCACCGAGAUUUUAGAAGUUUACAGUUUAUAUGCACACACGUAUUACGUAAUUGAAACGAUUCACCCCUUUUGAUCAAUUAAUCGAGUUAUUCUACGAAUGAACAGUAGUGUUAGAUUUGUAAUCCUACGGUGUUUCGUUUCGAACGAAUAUAUUAGAUUGUUGCGUGUGAAAUUUCCUUCUUCUUCUUUUUUAAAUUUCGUCGAUCGAUCAUUAAAGAGGGAGAAAUUUAUUACAUUUGAACAUUGAGAAUUUAAUUGUGUGACUUGUCAGAAAUGAUCAUUCUUGUGCUUUUAUCUUUUGGAUAAAAGAUUAAGCUUUUAACAUUUUAUUAUUAUUUUAUAUUUUUAUUUUAUUUUAUUUUACUAUUUUAUUAUUUUAUAUUUUUAAUCGAUUUGACUUCUGCCGAAAACGAGCAGGAUAUUCUUUUAGAUUUAUAUUAAUUUCGACUUGAAAAAGAAAUUUUUUAUGUGGACACACUUUACGCGUUAAUUCUUUUUUUUUUUUCCAAUAAUAUUUCAAACUAUCUUUGAAAACUUGGAAUGGAUUGUAAAUACCGAUGCGAAAAAAUUCGAUAAAUUCCUAAUUCGAGGAAUGAAACGAAUUUGGGAAUUAAUGAGAAACGAUGUGGAAUGAACUUUAGAGAAAGAUUUCUUUUAUCCAAAAGAUAUUUCGCACGCGGCAAUCUAAUACACAGACACAGAUCGGAAUAAGAGUUUCGUGCAGCGGAACAGCCAAAAGGAGAACGUGUUUUUCGCGCGGUCGUUUGAUUCGUAAUCACUGUACAUAGAUCCCUUUGAUUCGUCGAAAGAAUACGUCGUCGUAGUCGUCGCGUUUCCCCUUUCCAAACGUUUUCUCGUUUUCUUUUUUUCGCUCUAUCCUUUUUAAUCGAGGGGAAAAAGUGGAGAAAGGAAGGGAAAAGAAUCUCUCCCUUUUCUUCGUCGUUUAAUGUAUUAUUUAAAAGAUUAAGAGACACGGCAUGUGAUGAAAUUCUUGGUUAAUUAAACGCUCGGUUAAACGAUCCUUUCGAUUUCUUUUUCUUUUUUAGUUAUUUAUUACUCAAAAGAAUUUUUCUUUUUAUUAUUAUUAUUAUUAUUAUUAUUGUCACAAUUAUUAUUAUUAUUUUUUUUUUUUCACUCGAAUUAGAAACGUAAAGCUGAAAACGCGCAAACGAAAUUUGAUAACCGGUGAUUAAAGGAAAUUACUUAGCUAAAAAUCUUUUCAAACAAUCGUGUCAGAAAAUUUGUCGAAUAUUUCGUUCUUCCUUAUCUCCUUAUCUAUUAUUAUUAUUAUUAUAAUUAUCAUUAAUAUUCAUAUCAUUAUUAAUACUAUUAUUAUUCGUUUUCAUUUUUCGUUUGUUCUUCCGCGAAGAAAAUGCUUGCAAAUUAGUUUCUCGAGUUCGAGUUUUUCCUUGUUUCCUCCUUGUUUCGUUUUCGUGUUACGACUCACGUGCACGUUCGAUCGAAUGAUCUUUCACGGGGAGAAAGAGCGAGAGUAUGUAUGUGUGUGUGUGUGUGUGUGUGUAAGUGUGAGAGAGGGAAAGAAAGAAAGGGAAAAAUAGCGAGCGAGCGAGCGAGCGAGUGAGAGAGAGAGAAUUUUUGUAGACGUUUCGCGAGAGAUGACAGGAGGGGGAAUGAAAAAAUAAUAGAAAUGAGAAUACGCUUUCGUGAAACGUCCAUGACCCGCUGUAAUCUUUGUACUUGUAUCGUUACGAUAAAGAACUCUUAAAAAACUGUACCGAUUAUUCAAGUAUUACGACUUUAAAGCGGCAGAAAUAAUCUAUAAAUAUUGUACUGUAAGUGAAAAAAAGCAAAAUAAACGUUAAGUAUUAUCCUUCGAA
Messenger RNA from Apis mellifera (honey bee), 5902 nucleotides. RefSeq names its product transcription factor Sox-19b-like. Gene Ontology annotation, biological process: regulation of DNA-templated transcription; anatomical structure morphogenesis; cell differentiation. The transcript is spliced from 6 exons. Bases 958 to 2139 code for a protein of 393 amino acids. NCBI's taxonomy places the organism in Eukaryota, Metazoa, Arthropoda, Insecta, Hymenoptera, Apidae. Gene Ontology annotation, molecular function: DNA-binding transcription factor activity, RNA polymerase II-specific; RNA polymerase II cis-regulatory region sequence-specific DNA binding. The record is from RefSeq and is a predicted model, not a curated record.